Messenger RNA from Aphidius gifuensis, 987 nucleotides. Its product is annotated as coiled-coil domain-containing protein 6-like. NCBI's taxonomy places the organism in Eukaryota, Metazoa, Arthropoda, Insecta, Hymenoptera, Braconidae. The coding region runs from base 1 to 819 and encodes 272 amino acids. The transcript has 2 exons. The record is from RefSeq and is a predicted model, not a curated record.
AUGAAAAAAAAUAAAAAUGUUGCUGUUGGUGAUGCUAAUGCUAAUGAUGCUAGUGGUGAUAGUGCUGGUGGUGGUGGUGGUGGUGGUGGUGCUCUUGUUGUUUCUGCUGUUCCUGCUCCUCUUGCUCCUGCUGUUGUUGGUGAAAGUGAUAAUAAUAAAAUUAAAAUAACAAAACAUCAACAAAAAAAAGAAAAUAAAGUGAUAAAACAACAAAAGUUGGCUGAAGAAUAUAAAAAAAAAUUUACUCCAGAAGAAUUACUUCAACGAUCAGAAAAUCGAAAACAAGAACAACUUAAAAAAAAAAUGUAUAAAAAAUUGAGAGCUGAAAAAUAUGCUGAAAAAUCAAAAGAAUUCUUAAAAAAACAGCUUGAAGAUCGAGAAGCAAGGGAACAAAAAAAAUUAUUUUAUCAAGAAAAUCCAAAUUAUCAACAACAACAACUACAAGACAAUACCAAUAAUAAUAAAAUAUGGACAAUUGUAUUUAUUGGUCAAACAAAAAUAAUGAAAAAAAUGAAAGGUUAUCGUAAACCACCAUUGAGACAACUGGAAAAAAAAUUAUUAAUGCUUGAAAAUGUUAUUGUAAUACGUGUUGAUGAAUACUAUACAACACAAAAUUGUAGUUUAUGUUUUCAACAAGCAAUUGUAAGCCAAGCUGGACACAGAUACACAUUUUGUCCACAUUGUAAAAUUACCUGGCAUCGUGAUAUAAACGCUGCCAGAAAUAUUGCAAAAAUUGGACUUGCAUAUUCAGGUAUUAAUCCAAAUAAAACACCAAAAGAUUUUCCAACUUUUGACCGUAAAUGGCGAAAAAAAAAUUAAUAUAAUCAUCAUCAUCAUCAUCAACUAUCAGAAAUUGAAAAUCAGGACAUCUAUUAAUCGAUAUUUAUUAAAAAAAUAUAAUACACGAGAAUUUAUGUUAUACAACUGAUUUCAAUUUAAAUUUGCGAUACCAGUCUUAAUCGUACUCGUUAGCCUGUAUAGGCUUGG